AACCGGAAGACGAAGAUGUUCGUAGGAGUUCGGAACUACUCGGGCAAAGCCUUCACCAGCGGGAAAGAUCGAAGUCACCACAGGGCUGCUAUCAUCAUGUCGGGGAGUUUAGAUGAGGGAUGCUCUUCAGACACGUGGGUACCUUAUAAGGACCGACCAGAAUGGAAAGAUGUCACACCCAUACCCCAAGACGAUGGACCAGAGCCUGUUGUACAGAUUGCCUAUUCGGAUAAGUUUCGAGAUGUUUAUGACUACUUCCGUGCCAUAGUAGCCAGUGAUGAAAAAUCUGACAGAGCUUUGCAUCUGACAAAGGAUGCAGCAGACUUAAACCCUGCUAACUACUCAGUAUGGCACUACAGACGAAUGAUAAUCAGAGAGCUGGACAAGGAUCUAAGGGAAGAAUUGAAGUUCAUUGGUUCUGUCAUUGAGGAGCAUCCGAAGAACUAUCAAGUGUGGCAUCAUCGUAAGGUGAUAGUGGAAUGGCUUGAAGACCCAAGCGAAGAGCUGGAAUUUACCAAACGAAUCUUACGUGAUGAUGCCAAAAAUUAUCAUGCCUGGCAGCAUAGGCAGUGGGUACUGCCGACGUUCAACUUGUGGGACCAAGAAUUGGACUAUGUCGACCAGCUCAUCAAAGAGGAUCUUCGCAAUAACUCAGCUUGGAAUCAGCGGCACUUUGUCAUUUCCAGCACCACUGGCUUUACAGAUGAUGUCCUUUCCAGGGAGGUCAAGUAUGCACAAGACUACAUCAAAAAGUCACCUAGCAAUGAGAGUGCAUGGAGUUACAUGAAAGGUGUUGUGCAGGAGAAAAAGCUGAGCAAGUACCCAGGCAUCAUGGAGUUCUGCCAAGGUCUCUAUGAUCAGUCCAUUCGCUCCCCACACCUGUUGGCCUGCAUGGUAGACAUCUAUGAGGAGAAACUGGAGCUAGGAUGCGACAACCCUGAAGGAACCCUGGACAAAGCUCUGAAGCUGUGCAAGGCACUUGCUGAGGAGUUUGACACCAUUCGUGCAGAGUACUGGCAAUAUGUGAGUCGCACACUCGCCACUAAAUACGGCAAAGAAGCUCCCUCAGAAAUAGCUUCUUGACCACCUUUGCCUGCCUGUAACCACUUGUGUAACCUCCAUCCUUCCAGCUGCUUGUGUCAUUUGUUAAAAAGAAUAUUACGCUCAAGUCUGCAGAUGACUUUAUAUAAUAUGUUUGCAGUGAUGUUCAUGUGUAAGUAAAUAGUUUUAAAUGUUUUAAUUGUUUAUUAUAUAUUUUGAAGACUGCAUAGAGUGAUUUGAUAAUUUAUCUUUUCUGCAGAAGGGGGGACAAGGAAAAGGGGAACUUAACAAAAUUUGCUGCAAUGAGAUGUCAACAUGUGUGAUCUUUUAUAUCUUUUUUUUUUUAUUAAGUAAACAGACCUCAGUAAAUCUUAUGUAGAUGUAAAUCAGUAUUUUUCUCCCUAGCUGCCUUUCAGGUGCAGAAAUUUGUUGCUAUUUAUGACAAACUGUUCUCUCCCUUUCUUUCUGAGAUGUCCGAAGAGACUGGGACUAAUUGAUUAUGUGUACAGUUCUUGUCACAUACAGAAUAUCAUCCAUCUCAUUAAAUAAAUUUUCCACAUCAACAGUUUGGUGGGAUUGAGAAUAGACCUAAUUUUGUUUUAAGCAUAUAUCAAAAAGUACAAACGAUACAUUUGUAAUAUAAAAGCCUUUGUCAUUUGUCUUAUGGAUGUAUUCCUUUCAAGCACUUGUGUUUGUGUUUCUUUAGUUUAACAUGUUACUGAAGUUGAAUUGUUUUUCUAGUAGAGAAAGUUCUAUUUUAACAACCAUGGCUCGUGAUAAAAAAUAUUUUUGGAUUGUUUUGAUUGUAUAUUUGCAUGAACUAACAAAGAAAGAGUUGUUGAUCUUUAUGUUUGUGCAUAUCUUUAAACAAAUGGCAAAAAAUGCUUAUUUUAAAUCUGACAUUGACACUACAUGAAGACGUGACACAGUAGGUCAUAACCAUUAACGCCAUAGUUGUCAUCUUCAGUUUUUACAUCAGAAUUGCUACAUCUACCAGCAUACUGAAAUUUUUUUUUUCAGUUGGUUUUCUUUUUUUUAAUAUAAAGUUUAUCCAAAGACAGACCUGUAAUUAAAGCUAAAACCAUGAAUAUUUAUUUGAACAACAUGUAGUUCUGAUGUGAAUUUGUGAAAGGAAUGAGUUUUUAUAUGAUGUUGAAUGUUACAAAUAAAGGAGUAGGGAGGAGGAGAACUGUGUUUUAUUGACCCAGUUGCCUAUCUUUACACUAUAAUAGUCACUCAGUCCUUGCACAUAGCAGAGUUGUUAAUUGAUGAAUAAAGACCAAAAAAAAAAAAAUCACCAACACUAUAAGUGACAGUGGCCACAUGAAAAAUAUUCGGUGAUGCAUUCUGAUAGUGGUGGCCAAAACAGUUUGAAACCUUCUGGAUCUAUUUUUCACAUAUCACAAUACUACUUUUCAAGCUAUACAACCAUAUUGCUUAUACUGCAUUCAUAAAUGAUCCAAAAAUGACAAUCAGUUGUUAUUCACAAAUGCACAUCAAUUAGUGUGCCAGACAAUUAAACUAAUGUUAGCAGCAGAUACACACCAAAACAUUAGAACAUUGUCAAGCUGAUUGUAAGUACACUCACUGCUCUUAAGUUCUGAGCAGUACACCAUACAUUUCCAGAAAAGGCUAGAUCAACACUGCAACAGGAGUGAGCACAGAAGAAGCGUAAUUCUGAUGGCGUCGCUGAUAAUUCAGCAAAUGGGAGAGCUUCAAGCAUAUUAAUGAUGUGUUACCGUAAUAGGAAGAUUUUUUUGGUGACAUAAGAAAUCAGAUUUUGACCUCUUUCCAAAAUACAGGUAGAAUUAUGUUACUUAAAAGGCUUGGAUCCAGCAGAGAGCAGUUAUUCAGAUUUUUGGCAGUGACAAAAUCAGUUAAUCGCCAGUCAUUUGAAAAUAGGAUUCUUUGAGAAUCAUUCUCUGUACCACAUUAUCUGCUAAAAUACCAUUCUCCAAUAAUUCUGCAAGGACUGCUCAGGCUGAACAAUAUGCUUUUUUAUUUAUCCCAUGCUGUGAUGCAUUCAUUGGUAUAUGAAUCAUGUAUUAGAUCCAUCAGCAUGUAAGAGGUCUGUACUUUUUUGUGAAUUAUCACAAGUUUUUUUCCAGCUGGAGUAGAGUGAUCUUUCCACUGAAUAAACCUGUGACCAGUUAGAGCUGUACUGGAAAUAUGCAUACAUGGGGCUCAUUUUUUCCUUCUAUCUUCUGUUUUGAUACACUGCUGGGACUUGACUGUUCUUUCCAUCUGUCCACAUAUUUGGAGUUAACUAUCCUUAACCAAAUAAAUCCAGAUAUUAUUAAAGCUUUAAGCUAAAUGUUUGAACAAUUUGUGUUUAUUUUUCUGCUAAUUUUCCUAAUUUCAGUGUGCAUGCAUGCGAGUCUUGCUGUAAAUAAUGGUGUGGAGGAAUCAACAGAUUCUAGUAUAUUUAUAAUCAUGCAAGUUCCUGAUGACUGAUUUUAGCUAUUUAUUAUUCGUAGCAGGUCUGUUGUUUUGUUGCUUUUUUUUUGUUGUUUUUUUUUUAUUUCUUCAGAAGAUAUACAACUUUAAAUAUUGUCUAAUACUUUAUCCAAGUAUGUUUGAAUUAUUUUUUUUAACUUCUUUUGUAUUAAUCUCUGGCUGCAAAGUUCAUUUUACUGUGUUGCCAUGGAGUAAGUGGAUGGGCUAAAUAUGGGUGCUUGAGAGAUUGUCAGGGUAAACCUUUUUUGCAGCAUGUCAUUUUAACACUCUUUAGUCCAGCUUUAACAAAAAUUUUAGGAUAGUUCAUAGCAGAAAAAGACAUUUCCCACCAUCCUAAAUAGCAGUUUUGAUGCAAUUUGACAUUCAGUUUCACUUGACAUUAAAGAGCCAAUAAAAAGCUUUAUGACAUGACAGUUAUGCUCUUAAUUGAAGAUGUCUUUGGAUAAGCUGCAGCAAGUUGACUUUGUCAAUGUUUGGGGCAAACUAUUAAGUUGUGCCCUAUGUACUUUUAUAUGUAUGGCCACUGUACUAUGAUGACAAAAAAAGAAAAGACAUGAGUUUUUCUACUCUCUCAACAGUUUGUCAUUUUUAUUUGUCAAGAAUAAAAAAUAUGAAACUGAA
Molecule: messenger RNA, 4119 nt
Organism: Pomacea canaliculata
Lineage: Eukaryota; Metazoa; Mollusca; Gastropoda; Architaenioglossa; Ampullariidae
Product: protein farnesyltransferase/geranylgeranyltransferase type-1 subunit alpha-like
Exons: 8
Coding region: 16-1083 (355 amino acids)
Biological process (GO): protein farnesylation; protein geranylgeranylation
Cellular component (GO): protein farnesyltransferase complex; CAAX-protein geranylgeranyltransferase complex; cytoplasm
Molecular function (GO): CAAX-protein geranylgeranyltransferase activity; protein farnesyltransferase activity
Source: RefSeq, a predicted model, not a curated record